AUGGACCAAGCAGCCUUUCCUACUCGAAGUGGAACUAUUGUAAAUGACGGGUCAAACUUCAACAAACCCAAUGAAUGCUUAGCCCCUGAAACUAAAGGUAGAUUUGAAGAUGGGUUUGAAGUUGCGUCGACAAGUCCUAAAGACCCAGUUGCUUUCGCAGACAAUAUUAUGAAGACUGAUGUUAGGCAAAGAGAAACAAGUUCACAUCUUGAUGAGAUCGCCCAGAAAGAACUUGGAGCUGGUCCUGGUCCAGGUGGUGAUAUAUCAGAGAGCACAGAAAGCAAGAUGGUUUCCAGUCAUGGACCCAUUGGCAUUGAUGCUGUGAUGACAGAAAUUGAAAGAGAAGUCAAGAUGGAAUGCAUGCAAUGGACUCCUAUUUUUGUGGAAAGCGAGCAGUUUGAGCUCCUAAGCUCUGAUCACGUUGACAAGCUGCUUCAGGAUGCACACGCCUUGGAAGAGAAUCUGAUCGAGCAGAAAGAAAGAUUGUUAUCCCAUCUGAAGCUUCUAUCCCAGACCCUCAAGCUGAACGUGCCAUAACCACACAAAAUUGCUUUUGACCUUAUGGCUUCGUGUUUUAACCCACGGGGGGGCAGUCAAAUAUAUUUCUGUACACACGCAUGACCAAGGAAUUUCCAAACACCCCCUAAACGAGUUGUUCUCUGUGUGCAAAAUAACCCCCUAAACAAGUUUUUCGCGAGCUUUAUUUACACAUUUUGGCCCCUAAACAAGUUGUCGCCAAAAUAUGACCUCGGUGAAAAAGCUUGGG
Molecule: messenger RNA, 766 nt
Organism: Lytechinus pictus (painted urchin)
Lineage: Eukaryota; Metazoa; Echinodermata; Echinoidea; Temnopleuroida; Toxopneustidae
Exons: 3
Coding region: 1-537 (178 amino acids)
Source: RefSeq, a predicted model, not a curated record